Molecule: messenger RNA, 3030 nt
Organism: Ochlerotatus camptorhynchus
Lineage: Eukaryota; Metazoa; Arthropoda; Insecta; Diptera; Culicidae
Exons: 2
Coding region: 1211-2806 (531 amino acids)
Source: RefSeq, a predicted model, not a curated record
CUCCGUUUUUAAAUCGUUUAAUUGUAUCUACGUUGUACGUUUUAACCGUUAACAGUGAUAUUUUUAACUCGUAGUUGUUGUCAGUUGUGACUAGUGUUAAUUAUAAUCUGUAUUAUUUACGUAAUUAAGCGUCGCGAGUGCUUUUAAGGCGAUAAAUUUCGCGAUAUUCCUCCCUUUUGUCCCUUUAUGGGCGAGGGGGAUGAGUGAUCUUUUCGCUAUCUGAAAAGCGAUUAACACAAGUGAUUAAGUGUCAAACUCCGUCUAGUGCGACUACUAGGCGUUGAGCAUUAGUUUUUCCUGUAAAAUAAAAGUGAAUCCGGAAAAGCUAUACAGGAAAAUCGGAAGAAAAGUGGCAAUUUAAACCCCCUUUCGACCUGCAGGGACGGGCGAGGGGGUUUUCUUCAUUGUGCAGUGAUCUCCUGUUGUGUUAUCUCGUGGUCCGUAUACCCCUACGGAUAUUAGGGGCUUUUGCUGGUUUCGUCCCAUACGAAAGGAUAGUGGUGUUAGCUUAAGUGUGUCGUGUAACUGAGAGCUGCUACCGUUGAAUUGUACCGGCGGCAUUAACAGGAGUGAGUGUUAGUGCGGGAGAAUUUUUCUCUUUUGCGUUUCCCCCUCCGCCGCGUGCGUAUUUCGUGUGUGAAACUUUCGCUAGUGUGUGACCGACCCGUGGUUUUCGAGAAUAGAGCUUCUCUCCUUUUACCGGGCGGUCCGUUGUGGUGUGUGGUUUACGGCGGCCCGUAUACCUUUUCAAGGAUUACACGGGUAAUCGCACUGUGAAGAACGAUCUGGGAAGUGAACGAGGGUUGGGUGGGAGAAAAUUAUUCUCUUUCUCACGCUUCCCAUCUACGACGAACGCUAUACGUGUGUGAAACAGCCACUAGUGUGUGACCAUCAGUCGUAUUGGAGAAUCGAGUCUCUCUACCCCCACCGGGUUGUUUACAUUGGCGACUGGAUAGCGGUGGCCCGUAUACCUUUUCGGGGAUUAUACGUGGAAUCGACCAGCGAAAAACAGCCCGAAAAGUUUUCGUGCGGGAGAGGGAUUCCCUUUAACAUUCCCUCUGUGGCGUUGACAUACGGCUUUGUCACCGAAUUGUUAAAAACAAUAUAGUAGUGCGCGUUUUUACCCCGGAAGAUUCCCCUCCAAAGAGGGUUGAAAAAACUUUUGUGUUUUGAGUAAAAACAGUAGUGGAACUGGGCUGGGGUCGCCGUGAUGGCGACUGACAUGGGUGACCCACCGUCAUGGUGGGAUCAACCCGAUCCUGGAGGCAGCAUGAGAAACCAACGAGGACCAACGUUACCCAACUAUAUGGAUCCAGAAGGGAACCAUGGUGGAAUCAGGAUCCUACGGAUUCAAGGAGCAGGCGGAGCCAACGGGCAACCGCUGCCGAAUCGCCCAUUCAUCAUUCGUAAGUCCAUUCAACAAUUCGUUAAUGGCAAAAUAGAGAGCGCUUUUCCGGAGGGCCAGGGUCGUUCCUACGCCCUAAAAGUACGCAGUGCGCAACAGUACAUUAAGUUGCAAGAACUCAAAGUACUAACUGACGGAACAAAGGUGGAAGUUAUCCCGCACCCUAUCCUGAACUCCACGCGUUUCGUCGUCAGUUGUAGGGACGUCAUCCGGGACUCCGAGGAAGAAUUAGUUGAAGACCUGAAAGACCAAGGCAUCAAAGAGGUUAGGAGAAUCACCAGACGUGAGGGUGGAGGCAGGGUCAACACGGCGACCCUGAUUAUCACCUGUCAUGGCACUUAUGCUCCCGAAUAUAUCGACUUUGGAUACUUGCGUUGCCGAACCCGUCCGUACUACCCAUCGCCCAUGCAGUGCUUCAGUUGCUGGGCUUUUGGACACACGCGGAUGCGUUGUAAAGCACCAAAACCGAUUUGUGGGAAAUGCUCCGGGGAUCAUCCGAUUCCUGAGGACAGAUCGUGUCCAAAUGGCAAGUUCUGCGCCAGAUGCCAAACCGAUCAGCAUUCGCUAUCCGAUCGAUCCUGCCCGAGCUACAUCCGGGAAAACUCGAUACAAAAAAUCAAGGUAGACAGAGAUCUAUCCUACCCCGAAGCGCGUCGGCUUUUUGACCAGAGCAACGGAACAAGGACCUUUGCAGGAGUUACAUCCGCCAGCCUUGAAGGCAAGCUCGACCAAAUGAACCGGAAGAUCGAAGAACUGGCCAACCUAGUGAAGGAGAAAGACCGCACCAUUUUGCAACUGCAAGCGGCUUUGCAAAUGCAAGGUGCACCGAACACCAUCGAACAAGCAAUUCCCGCUCCAACCAAUCCUUUACCGACUGACUUCACUGCGCUGUUCCAACUGCAGAUGGAGCAGAACAACCACCUAAUGCUCCAAAUGCAGGACCGCUUCGAAAAGUCCAUCAAAGCCUUGAUGGCCACGGAAGUACAAACGCAACGAAGACUGCUUAACGUUGAAGCUUCUCUUCCGAGUACCGCUGCUACUGCACCUAAACUCGGAGACAGCCAACCAAGCGUCUCACCACCGCUUACCUCUAUCGAAACACCUGCAAACAAACCCGCAUCAGCCUCAUCCAGUCCGAAGGAUUCCUGCGACUUAUCCUUUUCGUCGGAUGCAGCCAGUGACGCAACCAUCACGCCGGACAAUAGCCCGAAUCCCGCCACGAAGGUAGACACACCUCUACCGACCUUCCUCACGCCAAAAACCCACAAGCGCCCAAUAACGGAACUGGACCACUCUCGGCGACCCCCCCGCUCAGCCCAAGUUCCCAAAAUACUUAAGCCGUGGGAAACCUCGCCAGAAUCACCGGAUAAAAAGGAUGUACCCAAAAAGAAGCGGACCUAGCAGCCUCCUCUUUUUCGUCAUCCAAUGUCCACACCACCCACGCCAUCCACCCGGACUACUCUUACGGACCACACUACAUACCACGAUACGAACACACCAAGAACAGAAACCAGCCAUCACCACCAACCGUGUCUGCGACUGGCCUCGGGUAGCCGGGGCCCCAUUGGACUGGAAGCCACACCCCAACCAGAACCUUUGGUAACCCCCCGGUGCCCAGGUCAUCC